AGUCAGAGCUUUUGUUGGUUGUUUUGUGACCUACUUCCACCAAAGAGAGAAACUGUGAUUAACUGUGAUUGUGGUCAGCGACUUGAGAUUUAACCUCCCCUGCUUCACUUAUUGUGAAAAUGGUCUGCCGCAAUUGUGUGGUUUUAACUUUGCUUUUUAUCAUUAAUGUAAAUGUGGUCUUUAGCCAGACCACUGUUCCCGCAGCAAGGUCUGACUGCUCGCAUAACUUCACCAGCCUGUCGGGCGUGAUUGAGUCGCCUGGUUUCCCGGACAAGUACCCGCACAACCUGGAGUGCAACUUCAUCAUCAUCGUGCCGUCGCACAUGGACGUCACACUGACCUUCCUGACCUUUGACCUGCAGGGGGCAGAGGGCGAGUGCAAGUACGACUGGCUGGACAUAUACGACGGCCUGCCACAAGUGGGCCCUGGUCGUCACUGUGGCACCAAGAUCCCCUCUGAGAUCCAGUCGUCCACGGGCAUCUUGUCUCUGUCCUUCCGCACGGACGGGGCUGUGGCCAAAGAUGGCUUCUCCGUCCGCUACAACAUGACUGACAAAGAAUUCAAAAAGCACUUCCAUUGUAGUUAUGUUCUUGGCAUGGAGUCCGGUCUUAUCUCUGAUGACAAGAUAAUGGCCUCGUCCGUCUUCGCUGAUGGCCACUGGAACGCCCAACAGGCCCGUCUCUACAACGAAGACCAUGCUUGGAUGCCCAGCACCGACAGCCAGAAGGAAUACAUCCAGGUGGACCUGCAGUUUGUGAAGCUGCUGGCGGGCAUUGCCACCCAGGGGGUGGUGUCCAAGCAGACCCAGAAGCAGUACUACGUCACCAUGUUCAAGCUGGAGCUCAGCACCAACGGAGAGGACUGGAUGGUCUACCGCAAAAGCAACGGCAAGAGCCACAUGUUCGAUGCCAACUACAACCCCACAGAGCCAGUUCUGAGUCGCAUUCCUCAGCCGGUUCUUGCACGGUUUGUCCGGAUCCGACCAUGGACCUGGAAGAAUGGCAUUGCCCUGCGCUUUGAGUUGUAUGGAUGCCAGAUCACAGACCAGUCGUGUUCGGAGAUGCAGGGCAUGCUCUCGGGGCUGCUGCCCGACUCCCAGAUCUCGGCCUCCUCCAGGCGUGACCUCCACGCCCCCAUGGGCGUAGCCCGACUGGUGGCCAGUCGCUCAGGCUGGUUCUCCAGCCCUGCCCAGCCCGUGGCAGGUGAGGAGUGGCUCCAGGUGGACCUGGGUGCUGCCAAGGCCGUGCGGGGCAUCAUCACGCAGGGCGCACGUGGCAUGGGGGGUGGGUCCAGCAAAGACAGCCACGCCUACGUCCAGAGGUACCGCCUGGCGCACAGUCUCACGGGCCGCGACUGGACCUUCAUCAUGGACACCAAGACCAACCUGCCAAAGAUCUUCGAGGGGAACACAAACUUCGACACUCCCGAGAUCCGGCGCUUCACUGAGACGGUGGCCCAGUUCGUCCGCCUCUACCCCGAGCACUGGUCCCCCGCUGGCAUUGGCAUGAGGAUGGAGGUGCUGGGCUGUGACCUGCCAGGUGAAGCUGCAUAAUAUAACCUUUGGUCAACAACCUCCUGAAAGGUCAUGCCAAGAGUAGAGGACAUGCUGUUGGCCUACUAAUACCUGAGGCUCAUUGAUUAAGUGCAUGCUAAGAUUACUUAUUUGUCUGCCUGAACAACACUCGAAGUUGUUGAGAAGGUAUUUUGUAUAAAGUAUGUUAAUGAAAUGGAACAGUGUGUCCUGGAGACAGCCAUGGCUAUGCAGGGUUUCACCACUAUCAUUAAACCCCAUUAACCUUUAACAAUUUA
Alosa sapidissima (American shad) is the source of this 1810-nucleotide messenger RNA. RefSeq names its product neuropilin-2-like. NCBI's taxonomy places the organism in Eukaryota, Metazoa, Chordata, Actinopteri, Clupeiformes, Clupeidae. The record is from RefSeq and is a predicted model, not a curated record.